Molecule: messenger RNA, 2675 nt
Organism: Arvicanthis niloticus (Nile rat)
Lineage: Eukaryota; Metazoa; Chordata; Mammalia; Rodentia; Muridae
Gene: Ubap1
Product: ubiquitin associated protein 1
Biological process (GO): ubiquitin-dependent protein catabolic process via the multivesicular body sorting pathway
Cellular component (GO): ESCRT I complex
Molecular function (GO): ubiquitin binding
Source: RefSeq, a predicted model, not a curated record
UGACGUCAGACGCCUAAAGGGGCGGAGCGCCGAAGGGAAGGAGGAGGGAAGUAGGCCUUCAACAUGGCGGCUGUGGUACUGGCGGUGGCUACGGUGACGGUCUGGGUCGGGGCGGGUAGAGUUGGAAGAGGUGCUGUUCGCUCUCCCUAGGGGCAUCGGGAGCCCAGCGGAGACUGAGCCCGGGAGGCCGGGCGGCGCCAGUACCUUUCAGCUUUCGGGACAGCAGCGGCAUUCAGGUUCUAAAUGGCUUCUAAGAAGUUGGGUACAGAUUUUCAUGGGACUUUCAGUUACCUUGAUGAUGUCCCAUUUAAGAUAGGAGACAAAUUCAAAACACCAGCGAAAGUGGGUCUGCCUAUUGGCUUCACCUUGCCUGACUGCUUACAGGUUGUCAGAGAGAUGCAGUAUGACUUCUCCUUGGAAAAGAAAACCAUUGAGUGGGCUGAAGAUAUUAAACUAAUCCAAGAAGCUCAGCGAGAAGCAGAGCGGAAGGCCGAGGAAGCAGAAGCUAAAGUGAAUUCUAAGAGUGGUCCAGAGGGUGACAGCAAAGUGAGCUUCUCCAAGACUCACAAUACAGCCACAAUGCCGCCUCCUAUUAACCCCAUCCUUGCCAGCUUACAGCACAACAGUAUCCUCACUCCAACUCGGGUCAGCAGUAGUGCCACAAAGCAGAAAGUUCUCAGCCCACCCCACACAAAGGCAGAUUUCAAUCCUGCGGACUUUGAGUGUGAAGAGGACCCAUUUGAUAAUCUGGAGUUAAAAACCAUUGAUGAGAAGGAAGAGCUGAGAAACAUUCUGGUAGGAACCACUGGACCCAUAAUGGCUCAGUUACUGGACAGUAACACACCCAGGGGAAGCUCGGGGUCCGUGUUACAGGAUGAGGAGGUCUUGGCAUCCUUGGAGCAGGCAACUUUAGAUUUCAAGCCUCUUCAUAAACCCAAUGGCUUUAUAACCUUACCACAGUUGGGCAACUGUGAAAAGAUGUCGCUGUCUUCCAAAGUGUCCCUCCCCCCUAUUCCUACAGUAAGCAAUAUCAAAUCUCUGUCCUUCCCCAAACUUGACUCUGAUGACAGCAAUCAGAAGACAGUCAAGCUUUCGAGCACUUUGCAUAGCACAUCCUGCCUCCGAAGUGGCGCAUCCCGGAAUUUCCUAAAGCCUUCCACCCAAAGCAGUGCCAGUGAGCUCAAUGGGGACCAUACUCUUGGGCUUUCAGCUUUGAACUUGAACAGUGGCACAGAGGUGCCAACACUGACAUCCUCCCAGAUGCCUUCCCUGUCUAUCUUGUCUGUGUGUGCAGAAGAAUCGUCACCUCCAAAUACAUGUCCCACAGUAACCCCUCUAAAUUUCUCAGUGUCACAAGUGCCCAACAUGGCCAGCUGUCCCCAGGCCUAUUUGGAACUGCAGGCACUGUCUCCGAGUGAGCGGCAAUGUGUAGAGACAGUAGUCAACAUGGGCUACUCAUAUGAUUGUGUCCUGAGAGCCAUGAAGAAGAAAGGAGAGAAUAUUGAGCAGAUUCUUGACUAUCUCUUUGCACACGGACAGCUCUGUGAGAAGGGUUUUGACCCUCUCUUAGUGGAAGAGGCUCUGGAAAUGCACCAGUGUUCAGAGGAAAAGAUGAUGGAGUUUCUUCAGUUAAUGAGCAAAUUUAAGGAAAUGGGCUUUGAACUGAAAGACAUUAAGGAAGUUUUGCUAUUACACAACAAUGACCAGGACAAUGCUCUGGAAGACCUCAUGGCCCGGGCUGGAGCCAGCUGAGACCAGGCCCUGCCACGGCCCUGCCAUGACACCACCACUCCCCAAGGAGGCCCUGCACAGCUCACUUGUGGGGAAGAUGGGACAUGCUUCCAGAUUUUCUUUGGGGGUUAGAAGGUCAGAUGUGGAGGUGAUACUUGCUAGUCUGUGAGCCCGGCCUAAGCUGGGGGAAGAAGGAAGAUAUGCCUUCUACUGGUUCCUUCAAUAUUAAACAUAUCUGUAUUUUGAGAAGUGUCCUUCCCACUUUGGCCUUUCAGAAAGAAUACUUGGUUCUUUCUGGGGUCUCUUAUGUUCUCAGCCAAAACCUGGCCUGGCUACCAAGAAGAGUGGGAAGACAGGAGGAGCAGACUGCUGCUGCUUUGGGGGCUAGCUUUCCUCUCUGCUGCACCACUGGCAGACUGGGCUCUAAUCCAAGUGGAAUACAACUGAGAGGUUCUUCUGGGGCCCACCUUCCCCCACAGCCCUUAGUGUUACACUGGUUCUGGAAUGUCUCUGCGGUACAAAGAUGCACUUUUCCUCAUGGGGCAAAGUCUGCCUCUUCUGCCAGGCAGUUCCCAUGUGCCCCCAUUCAGACUGUUUCUUUUGGCUUAGACCAUAAUCCUCUGCUGCCCAGGGCAUUGGAGCAUCUGUGCUAGGAAGCUGUCAGUUUGAGUAAUCAUUGGCCCCUUCCCAGCACAUUGGUGAGAAAACAAGCCACGACUUGUCACUCAGCACUAACCCCCAGUUCUUGAACAGCCUCUUCCAGCCCUGCUUUAGAAUGACACAAUGAAUAACACCUAGGCAUAGAAACCAGUCUCUUUGGUUUGUUUGUAUUAUGUUCUACAACAUUAAAGAUCUAAAUACAAGGGAUAUAAUACAGUCUUGAAUCUAAAAUUUGCUAACUAUUUUGAUUCUUCAGAGAACUACUAAUAAAAAUCUAAAAGGUA